Cyprinodon variegatus (sheepshead minnow) is the source of this 1392-nucleotide messenger RNA. Its product is annotated as paralemmin-2-like. The transcript has 4 exons. The coding region runs from base 283 to 1152 and encodes 289 amino acids. The record is from RefSeq and is a predicted model, not a curated record. NCBI's taxonomy places the organism in Eukaryota, Metazoa, Chordata, Actinopteri, Cyprinodontiformes, Cyprinodontidae. Gene Ontology annotation, biological process: regulation of cell shape. Gene Ontology annotation, cellular component: membrane; cytoplasm.
ACGCCUUGUCUUUAGGGAGCAUGACAGCAAAAAAGGGAGUUGCCAAAGUAUAAUAUUAAAAAGAGGGAGUCUUCCAGAAAACAUUCUAUUGUUUUUACAACAGAGAACAGAUCAGUUUUAUGCAAAGGAAACAUCUGAUUCAGUUGCUUCAGUUCAAAAGGAAUUUGCUGUUGUGGACUGAUUCAAGUGUACAAACAGGAUCUCAGCUGUCACAAGGAGUUAUUUGAAACCUUUUUGUCACGUUUUCAUCUGUUUAUAGCCGUAAAUCUCUUAUCCAAUCAAAUGGCACAGAGGAUGUCUCAUGAAGACAGUGGACAAGAUGGACGAUCCGUCCUUGGGAUGUUAGCCAUCCAGGUGGAGCGAGACCCCAAGACGGGCGCCACCAUUGUUAAAUCGGUAGCCCCAAUCUCCUCAGCUCCUGCUGCUCCAACAUCCACGACCAUCUUUGAUGAUGGAAGGAAAAGCAUCCACACGGUUGGCAGAUUGGAAGGUGAACCUUCCACCAAAGAGCUUGGUGAGAUACUGAGCGUCAUCAAUGAUGUCGGGAUGACGGUGCUGCUUGAUGAAGUAACGGUAACACCGAACAAGCCAGAGGUGACCGCUGGGAAUAUAGAAAGCAGAAACAAACUAGACGAUAACAGCCUGAGUUUUAUCACUCCUAAUGGUACAUCAAAAGAAAACGUUCCACAGUUAGAUAACUCUGAAAACAAAAUGGAAGCAGAGAGGAUGACGCAGAGUUUUACUGUUAGAAAUACGGAUCAUCAAACUAAAGACACUGAAGAAAUUCUGGAAAACUUGGAAGGUAAAAGCUUGGAGGAAGGUCCAGUCACACUGGUGUUCAUGGGUUACACUGACGGAACACCUGAGGAUGUCCAAAACCAAGAGGACUACGAAGGCAUGCUCACCGCAGAGCAUGUGAUUAUUACUGAGGAUGGAGAGGAAUAUGUAGUAGAGCCAGGGAAUUCUGCUCCAAUUCAGUCGGCCUCAACAAAGGAAAGAGAAGAACAGACGGAGGAAAAGCCUCAAGACAAAACCCUUCAAGAUGUUCCACUGGAUGAUGAUGAUGAGGCACAACCUGAAGCCCAGGGAGAAAGCAGUGUUGGAAAUGAGGCAAAGAAGAGGAAGAAGUGCAAGUGUUGCUCUGUCAUGUGAAAUCUAACUAGUAAAGGACACUUUAAAGCCUUAAGCACAUAUUUGCUGUAAUUGAACAAUUUUUUUUUUACUUUAGACAAUGAUCCAUAUUAACUAAAUCUAUCUUAUAUGGUAAGUCUUUGUAUGCAGACGUAUUAAUUAAACUGUAUUGAUCUCACAUUGGAAAAAUUUACCUCUGCAUUUAAUCCAUCCCAUUGGUACGGAAGAGGAUUAGGGCCACUGAAAAAAAAAAAAAAAAAA